This is a messenger RNA of Equus caballus (horse), 1629 nucleotides long. It is a transcript of the gene FAM89A, whose product is annotated as family with sequence similarity 89 member A. NCBI's taxonomy places the organism in Eukaryota, Metazoa, Chordata, Mammalia, Perissodactyla, Equidae. The record is from RefSeq and is a predicted model, not a curated record.
GGGCCGGGGGAGCCUUGGGCCGGGGCGGCGGCGGCGGCGGGCGGGCGCGUGGCCGGGCCGGCAACGAUGAGCGGGGCCGGGGCUGCGCCGGGGACGGCGGGCGCGGUUCGGGGUCUCCGGGUGGAGGGGCUGCCCCCGCUGCCCAAGAGCCUGAGCGGGCUCCUGCACUCGGCGUCGGGCGGCGGCGCGUCGGGGGGCUGGCGGCACCUGGAGCGGCUGUAUGCGCAGAAGUCGCGCAUCCAGGACGAGCUGAGCCGCGGGGGCGCGGGCGGCGGCGGGGCUCGGGCCGCGGCGCUGCCCGCCAAGCCUCCCAACCUGGACGCCGCGCUGGCUCUGCUCCGCAAGGAGAUGGUUGGCCUCCGACAGCUGGACAUGUCCUUGCUCUGCCAACUGUACAGCCUCUACGAGUCCAUUCAGGAGUAUAAGGGAGCGUGCCAGGCAGCAUCCAGCCCAGACUGCAAUUAUGCUCUGGAGAACGGCUUCUUCGAUGAAGAGGAGGAAUAUUUCCAGGAGCAGAACUCCCUCCACGAUGGGAGGGAACGCGGCCCUCCGAGGGACCUGUCACUGCCCGUCUCCCCCCUCUCCGGCAGCGACUGGAUUCUGGAGUCCCUCUAAAGCAUCUCAGGAGGGAGGCGACUGUUACUGCCGGACACACCGUCAACAGUUGCUUCUCCUCUUGCAAGAAAGCUCCUCUGGCCUCCACUGUGGGUGGUCCUCAGGCAUGUGGGAUGAGUGCUGCCAGUUUACUUUGUAGGCAGGCAGAUGUCCGUGGACACAUGGCGGCAGUCUGUUCUGAUGGCUGGAGUUUCUGCUCAGGCGAUCUAGAGGUGCUCAGCAUUGUCUUUGACACCCUGGAACUGAGGACUCCUGGUGAGGAUUCCUAAUGAGAAUAGAACAAGGGGGGUUCUGGAGAAGACCUUUUUGGGUAUUUUGUGCGAGACAGUUUUGAGCUAGUUCCUUCCUUCUGGAUCGUAGGUGAUCUCACACCCUCUUUGUUGUAGGCUUUGCCUCCAGCUUGCAAUGUGUCACAACUAACUUUCCCCUUCUCCCCUUCCUCCAUACAUUCUGUGGCCUUUCUUGCUGUUUCAUGAGCUUUUAAGCCUCUUGGCUGAGUUUUAUUUGUUCGUAAGCUACAUUCCUAACUGUCCAGGUGACUCCGUGAAAGCUUUUUACUGGAAAAGUCAACAUUUCAGGUCACACCAAUCAACUACAUUCUCUUAAGCUGUCAAAAAAAUUUAUAUCAUUCUUUGUCCAUCAGAUAGAGGAGGAAGGAAGAUAAUACAAAGAUUUUUUGAGUGGGGAAAAAAAAAACUGGGGCAAGCUGGUGUUUUGUAUAAUUCUCUGUAAGAUGGCAACGUUUUUGUUUUUAAAGAUUCUGAAUGUACACUGGUAUGUUAGAAAGCAAACUCCUCCAUUCAAAACAGUGAUCACCUUAAGCCUUAAUAUAUUUAUUAAAGUACUUUAUGAAUACUUUAUACUGUGUAGGUUAAAAAUAAGGCUAAAAUGCCAAACUCUCUGUAGUUGUGUAUUAUUUUGGUCUGAAUUCGGAGUCAUCCACUUCCAUAACUUGAAUGUAUUGAAUCCACUCAAAUACUGAAAGAACAUUACAGUUUGUUUUCUUGCUAUUAA